CAGGCGCGGCUCCAUCGGCGCUUUGCCACUUGUACCCGAGUUCUCGAUCUUCAUCAUGUCGGAGACUGCUCCUGCCGCUCCCGCCGCCGCGCCUCCUGCGGAGAAGACCCCGGUCAAGAAGAAGGCCGCCAAGAAGCCUGCUGGGGCGCGCCGUAAGGCGUCCGGACCCCCGGUGUCCGAGCUCAUCACCAAGGCUGUCGCUGCCUCCAAGGAGCGCAGCGGCGUGUCCCUGGCUGCGCUCAAGAAGGCACUGGCGGCUGCUGGCUACGAUGUGGAGAAGAACAACAGCCGCAUCAAGCUGGGUCUCAAGAGCCUGGUGAGCAAGGGCACCUUGGUACAGACCAAGGGCACUGGGGCUUCUGGCUCCUUUAAGCUCAACAAGAAGGCGGCCACCGGUGAGGCCAAGCCCAAGGCCAAGAAGUCGGGCGCGGCCAAGCCCAAAAAAAGUGCUGGGGCAGCCAAGAAGCCCAAGAAGGCCACGGGCUCGGCCGCCCCGAAAAAAGCCGCUAAGAAGACCCCGAAGAAGGCGAAGAAGCCGGCCGCAGCUGCUGUGACCAAGAAAGUGGCCAAGAGCCCAAAGAAAGCUAAGGCUGCCAAACCUAAGAAGGCUGCCAAGAGCGCGGCUAAGGCAGUGAAGCCCAAGGCCGCCAAGCCCAAGGUUGCAAAGCCGAAGAAGGCUGCACCCAAAAAGAAGUAGGUUGCUGAACGUCUGCUUCUAAAACCCAAAAAGGCUCUUUUCAGAGCCACCACGGAUCUCAAAAAAAGAGCUGUGUACUUCAACUUUGGUCCUACUUGUCUUGUCGCUCUACACUUAAACCUUUCUAAUUUUUAAUCCUAAGGCGGGUUUGGGCGCGAGCUGAGGCGGACACUACCUUGGAAGGGCGGAGAGGCCGGCGGAGCAGUGCAGUGGGCGAGUAGACAGACCCUCGGCCCAUCCCUGUGGGGUAGCAGCACCUUGCUGGGUCUGCCUCCCCGUCAGCAGUUUGCAAGGGCUUUCCGGCGCCUGGCGCACUUGGGACAUCCGCCAGCCCCACCCCUCUCCUGUGAACAGCAAAAACAACCACAAAUACAUUCAGCCAGUUUUCAGGCCGAAGGGAUAUUCCGAUUGGGCUAAAAACCCAUUCAAAAGUCCCGCCCAGCUACCGGGUUGGCUCCCUGCUCCAGCCCAUGAUUUUCACGCUGUGUUUCAUUGGAUGGUGGCCGGCCUCCAUCCAUGUUCUAUGUUCUCGGAUGUUUGUUUUCUUACUGUUGCAUAAACCCUUUUACUUGAUAGAGCCAAGUGGUGUUUUUCAGCGGUUUUCCAUGUAUCCGAAAGUCAAGUUGGUGUCUACUGAGGGCGUUGGUAGCGUCCAACCCUGGGAGGAGAGUGCGUGCUGGCGCCCUUGCCCCACCUCCUUCCCCGCGUUGCGUUCUUUUAAUUCCUGUUUACCGUGGCAGUAAAAGAACAGGUGAAAAACUGCUACGCCGGCGGCAACGGCUCCUCCGCCCAGGGCAAGGCUAGGCUAGGGAUUUUUUUCUGUUCCUCGCAUAGUUUAACUUUGGAUAAAUGUGUGACGGUUUGGGGCACAUUAAAAACAACUUUUAGUCGGCCAUUUUGUCCUGGCGGGCCGGUCCCAAGUCAUUUUAGGUAACUUUAACAUCUAAAAAUCGGAGAUGUUUUAAAUGUAUUUUUGUGCAAUCCAAAUGUUUCUACACGAAAGAGAAAAAUAUUGGUAAGGUAUUGGAAAUGGGGCGUGAUUUCUCUAAUAAAGGGCUUUAAUUUUCAUUAA
Phacochoerus africanus (Common warthog) is the source of this 1769-nucleotide messenger RNA. RefSeq names its product H1.2 linker histone, cluster member (gene H1-2). The transcript has a single exon. The coding region runs from base 56 to 697 and encodes 213 amino acids. Gene Ontology annotation, cellular component: nucleosome. Lineage: Eukaryota; Metazoa; Chordata; Mammalia; Artiodactyla; Suidae. The record is from RefSeq and is a predicted model, not a curated record. Gene Ontology annotation, biological process: nucleosome assembly. Gene Ontology annotation, molecular function: structural constituent of chromatin; DNA binding.